GGCCAAUGUCUAUAAUUCAGCAAAUCCAUGAUACUCAAAUAGCAAAUGCCGAUAAAGAACUCCAUUGGUAUAUCACAUCGGUGAUUGUACCUGAGCUCCCGCAAUUGAUCGAGACUCUUGACCUUUGCUCCAAUCUCCUCUUAUACAAUACUCCCCAGCACCCGGACCCAACCCAGCAAAUACUAAGAGGACCUCCAGUAAAACUUCCGUUGACCUCCAAUAAGCUGGAGAUCUUGAAAGGUAUUCUCAUCCGGGAUGGUCCGUAUAUCGUUCAGUUGAGCAUCAUGUUGCACCAAUCUAAUUUCAACAAGGUGAUCCAUAAGUUGGACUUGAUCAAGCCUGUUCUCCUACAUCAGAUCAUCACUGCCAAGAAGGCUUUGGAUAGUUCUAUCGAUAAUCUUCAGCAGUUCAUAGAAAUGAACCAGCACGGCUCGCAUCUUUGCGACUUGAAUCAUAACGUUUUAAUUGAUUUGUUCAACAAGUUAUUAUCGAAUAUAUCUAUAAGUAAGCAGAGUCUCCAGAUCCCCUUGAAUCCCAAUCUUGUGUUUCCAAAUAAUGUAAUACAAGCCGACUUCUUUCGGCCAGAGCUCCCCUCCAACAUCGCAAUAGACUUGUACUUGAACCAGGCAGAGAUUUGUAUCGACUUGAAGAAAUUACACAUCAUUAACGAACUUCCAUGGUCCAAGAUCGAAAAUGGAAAGUCGUACGUUGACAACAUCCGAGAAGAAAUGAAGCUUCCCAGUAUUCAAACUACAUCGGGUGCUCCUUCCACAGCCGCUUCCACUCCUCAAUUGAAAAGCGAGCCUUUGAAGUUAAGCGAUUUGGACUCCAAGUUGAAAACCUUGAGGGACUCCAACUUCUUGAACAACAUGUUGAACUCCUUGAACUUCAAACCCAAGUUAGAUCCCGUGGAUUACAUCACCAAGUGUGUGACUUUCAAUGAUAUGGUGGUGAUGGUUAACACCAAAAUUGAUGUGAGCUCUCCAGACCCGAUUUUGACCAGUGUCUUCACCAAAUUGGAUUCCAUUGAAUACCUUUUGAGCCUGUUUCUUCAGAACCUAGACGGAAUUUCCUCUGUAUAGCAGCACUAAUGAUUAAUGAACGCUACCUUU
This is a messenger RNA of Yamadazyma tenuis ATCC 10573, 1112 nucleotides long. It is a transcript of the gene RAV2, whose product is annotated as Rav2p. NCBI's taxonomy places the organism in Eukaryota, Fungi, Ascomycota, Pichiomycetes, Serinales, Debaryomycetaceae. The record is from RefSeq and is a predicted model, not a curated record. Gene Ontology annotation, cellular component: RAVE complex.